Messenger RNA from Chlamydomonas reinhardtii, 11759 nucleotides. RefSeq lists its product as uncharacterized. Lineage: Eukaryota; Viridiplantae; Chlorophyta; Chlorophyceae; Chlamydomonadales; Chlamydomonadaceae. The record is from RefSeq and is a predicted model, not a curated record. The coding region runs from base 332 to 10942 and encodes 3536 amino acids. The transcript has 8 exons.
CAUCAAGUACAUAUCCAUUUGAGCGAAUUCAUACGUCAAGUUCAUACACCGCAACACUGCUGUGCUGACUGCUGUGCAACUCUGCCUGCACUACUCUGCAGUUGGUGUUCUGAAGCGACAUUGCCAAAACAAGGGAUGUACAAGUGCAUAUACAAUAGCCCUUGAGAUAAACACGACACGCUAGACGCUAGCUUCUUCCGUCUAUUCUAGGCUCGUUUGUGAGCUGGGAGCAGCAUGUUGUUGCCCAACUUACACCAGCAGUAUAAUGCACAGUAAAUCUGUUUAAGGGCAACUUGAAACAGCAGAAGACGGCAGGGGCCUUGCAAGCGCCAUGCCUUUGCGAGGAAGAGACGCGACGCUGCGCAGGGCCGGACCAGCUCGGGAGCAAGUGGGCCAUGCUGUUGACCUGUUCCGAAGCAGCAGUGACGAGGAAGACUUGGGGUCGGCCGGUGGCGCUAGCUCCCGCGUGCAAUUCCCUGGGGAGUUGCGCGGACACUACUUCGUUCGGGAUGCCACCUGCGAUGAGGGCUACGAGUUGGACCUGCACAUCACCGACCGCGAGUCAGUGCCCAUCCGGGUGCUGCCCAGCCCCGCCGGCAGCCGCGCCAACACAGCCGUCCAGUCCGCACUGGCCACACCCCGCAACCUGGGCACGGAGCUGUCGGCAGCCUCUUUGCAGGCCAACGACACCGCCGGCACGAGCCGCGGCCGGGCGCAGCAGGACCCGGCCCCCCGCCCAGGCACCUCCAUCGCGUCCGUGGGCUCUGCCGCCUCCGGCUCCACUACUGGCUCCUCUCUGACGCAUCAGAAGCUACUGCUGCUGCAGCUGCAGCACCAGCAGCAGGCGCUGAACGGGCUCAUGGCGGCGACCGACGCCGCGGUCACGGCGCUGGCGGCGGCGGCGGGUGUGGCUGGCGAGGGUGCACCGGCGGGCGUAGAGUGCGAGGACGAGGACAUCGCGGGCGCGCCGUCAGCGGCGGGGGCUUCGGCUCGCCUGGCAGGCGCACACGGGCCCUCCAGCCCCUGCGCCCUGCUGGGCUGCGCCCCGCAGCUGACCGCGGCGGCGGCAGCGGCGGCGCUGUCUGCAGCGGAGCAGGCGGCGCUGCUGGCUGACCUGCCUCCCGACCUGCAGGCCCUGCACACCUCGUCGGCCCAUGGGCAUGUGCUGGGCUUCCUGCUGACUCCUCCCCACGCGCACCCGCACGGGCACCCGCUCUCCCCCGCCAUCAGCCACAGCAUGUACGCGGACUCGGCCUACCAGGGCCCCGGUCUCCCCGGCUUCCCUGGCGGCCCCGGCUUCCCCGGAGGCCCCGGCUUCGCUGGUGCGUACCCGGGGGCUGUGGGCACGGCCGCGGGCGGCUACCUGCUGCCCUCGCCUGCGCAGCGUGACGUGUCGGCGUCGGGCGUCAGUCUGGCGGAGGCGAUGUCUGCCGCGGGGCCAGGCAGCCACGAGCACCACCACCUGCACGAGCACCACCAUCACCACCACCACCACUACCACGCCACCACCGCCGGCGCCGCGGCCAUCCUGCGCGGCGGCCGCCGCACCGCCUCCGCCUCGCCGCACGGCGGCCGCGGCGCUGCUGCCGGCGCCGCCGCGGCGGCGCACCCCAGCGCCAGCAUGAGCACCUCGGCCACCGCAGCAGCCGGCGGCUCCGGCUCCGGCCCCUUGUCUGGCGGUGUCCGCAAGAAGCAGAAGUCGCGCUCGGCCAGCCCCAUGCGCAGCGGCGGCGUCGCCGUGGGCCGCGCCAGCCAGCCCGCCGUCAUCCUGCGCCGCCCGCGCAGCCCCGGCCGCAGUUCUGCGGGUGGCGCCGGCGCCGGCGCAGGCGCAAGCUCCGCCGGCAGCCCGCGCCGGCCCGCCUCCAAGCUGUUGAAGCAGACGCCCAAGCAGUGGUCGCAGCACCGGCACCGGCUGCUGCCCGUGCCAGACCGGGCGCCGCUUGAAGCAACGCCGCAGUCGCAGCUGCAGGAGGCGGGCGCGCUUGGGGAUGGUCAGUCAGUUUCGGAGCGGCUGAGUGCGGACUGGCGCGAGCUGGACGACGACGCCCGAGUCAACUGGCGCCUCAUCGCCACGCCGCGCAGCCGCCAGGGCAGCCAGAGCAGCGGCGUGGCGACAACCGGCAGCCGGCGGCAGACGCGUGAGGACGCGGUGGUCGUGGAGGAGGAGGAGGACGAGGUGGAGGAGGAGGAAGAGGAGGGGGAGGAGGUCGCGGUGGGAGUGGGUGUUGGCGGCGGCGACGUGGACCGGGCGUACCAGCAGCAGCCGUCUCUGCGGUGGAUGGCGCUGGAGGGCGAGGCGAAGGAGGGGCGGUCGGAGCUGGGCGGGCAGCGCUCGCUGGACCUGAGCCUGGUGCGCCGCGGCACGGGCGGCGCUGCUGCCCCUGCGGCUGGUGCUGCUGCCGCCCCUGUGGCCGCGGCCGCGCCCACCCGGCUGCACAUGCGGCUGGGCAGCAGUACGGAGCUGUACGACAUAAUGACGAUGGUGCGCCCCGACGGCUCCACCGCCACCGUCAUGCAGGUCUGCCACAGCGGCGGCCGCGGCGCCACGCCGCCCGCCUCGCCGCCGCGCCUGUCGCGCAGCAUCAUCGAGGCCGCGGGCGGUGUCGAUGCCGCCGGCACUACGCCCGUGCACACCAUCCACGUCAACGAGCUGUUCUUCCAGUCGCCGGAGGGUGCGGCGGCGGCAGCGGCCGCGCUCGGCAGCGGCGCCGUGGCCUCUGGACGGGCGGAGGGCUUGGCUGCGGCGCUGCCGGCGGGCGGCAGCGCCAGUGUGGGCUCGGUGGUUUCGGGCUCCGGCGAGGGCUCGUUCAUGUACGAGGUCCGCGCCACACCCACCGGCACCACCAUCACGUUGCUGCACGACCUCAGCGGCGGCGACGCCCUGGCGGCGGCGGCUGCCGCGGCGGCGGCGACGGUGGCGGCUGCCGGCGAUGGGCAGCAGCAGGCGAUUGGCUGCGCAGUGGAUGCACAGGGAGCGGCAGAUGCGGCGGAGGGCAUGAUGCUGGGCAAUCCACUGUACAGGUGGACUGGCAGCUAUGGAGGUGAUGCCACUGCCGAGGCCAGCCGCCCCGACAGCCCCGGCAUCUACCCGGGGACCACCUACUCGCCAGCGGGGCUGCUGGGAGUGGGCGCCUUCGGCAGCGCCGGUGCCGCGGCAUCGGGGUCGGGGGGCCUGCGCCGCAGCAUUAGCGCCGCGCCGCGGCAGCAGGGGCGGCAGGCACGUGCGGCGCGCCUGGGGUCGGGAGCGUUUGGAUCGCUGGGUGGAGCCGGCGGCGUAGGAGGUGACGGCUCGACGGACCCCGGCGUGCGGAGCACAGGCGGCACUGUGAUGAGCGCGAUGAUGAACCCCAUGUUCAGCUACGGCGGCUCCGACCCGCUGGCCGCGUCCUCCCCCGGCCUGGUCAGCUACACCAGCACCGCCACCAUUGGCGAUUACACCUAUGACACGCUGUGCACCGCCGACGGCAUCAUGGUGGUGCGCCGCGGCCCACAGCAUGGCCCCGCGGCUGCGCAGCCGCCGCUGCCGGCCGCGCCGACCGCUCGCGACGCGGCGGCUGAGGCUGAGCCUGAGCCUGAGGCCGAGGCUGCGGCUGCGGCUGCUGCUGCAAUGACGGCGGCGCUGCAAGACGCGCUGGCCUCCGGCGCUGCCGCGGCUUCCGUGGCGGGUGCUGCUGUGUGUGGUGGCGGGGCCGCUGAGCAGGGUCAGGGUGCGGCGGUGGCAGCUACAGCUACAGCCGCAGCUACAGCCGCAGGUGCGGUGGUGGCAGCUACAGCUACAGCUGCUGGUGCGGCUGAACUCCAGGCGGUACUCGACUUCGCGGCCCGUCAGGCUGCAGAGGAGGCACGGGAGGAGGCAGAGGAGGCAGCUGAGGCAGCUGAGGCCGGCGCCCGCACCCUCAAGAGCAUGGACUCGGUGGCGCGUGCAACCCUCGAUAUGGCCGCCGAGCAGCUGGAAGAGGCGGAGCGCGCCAGCAAGCUGUCGGCGGAGCGGGCGCGUCGGCUGUCGGGCACUGGCGCCGGCAUGGGCAGCGCAUCUGCUGCCGGUGAGGGCUCAGUUGCAGCACAGGCUGAGGCCGCUGCGGCGGAGGCGGCAGAGGCAGCGGCCGCGGAAGCAGCGGCGGCGGAGGCAGUGGCGGCAGCGGCAGCAGCAGCGGAGGCCGAGGCAGCGGCUGUAGCAAAGGCUGAGGCCGAGGCAGUGGCUGUAGCAAAGGCUGAAGCAGCGGCUGUAGCAAAGGCUGAGGCCGAGGCAGCGGCUGUCGCUAAAGCAAAGGCGGAGGCAGCGGCUGUCGCCAAGGCUAAGGCGGAGGCGGAGGCUGCAAUCAAGGCUAAGGCGGAAGCCAAAGCCAAGGCGAAGGCCGACCGGGAUGCAGCUGCAAAGAUCAAAGCUGAGGCGGCUGCCAGAGCGAAGGCCGAGGCUGAGGCGGCCGCUGCAGAAGCCAAGGAGGCGGCUGCCGCUAAGGCAAAGGUUGAAGCUGAAGCUGCCGCCAAAGCCAAAGCUGAGGCAGCGGCGGCGGCGUUGGCCAAAGCAAAGGCCGAGGCCGAGGCAGCCGCAAAAGGCAAGGCGGCUGCAGAGGCGGCCGCAAAGGCAAAGGUGGCGGCAGACGCAGCGGCCGCGAAGGCCAAGGCAGAAGCCGCAGCAAAGGCGCAGGCGGAUGCAGCGGCCACAAAGGCCAAGGCAGAAGCAGAAGCCAAGGCAAAGGCGGAGGCGUUGACGAAGAGCCAAGAUGAGGCCAAAGCAGCGGCGGCUGAAGUGCCGGAGAAGAUAGCUGCAGCUUCAUCUAGUAAGCCGGCAGCGGUUGUGACGGCCUCGUCCCGUACGGCAACGCUGCCCUCGCCUCCAGCAGCUGGAUUGCUCAGUAAGGCAACCCCCGUGGUUGCAGGCGGCAAGCGCGGGCGCAAGCAGCAGGCCAUUGCGAAGGCAAUGGCUGCGCCUAGCGCAGCUGCUGGCAGCAAGCACAAGGGCGCCGCCACCAAGUCUGAGCGCUCGUCCCCGUCAAACUCUCGCCGCUGGCCGAUGCUGCUGACGGCCCUGGCUGUGAUCCUGGUUGCCACCACCGUGGGCGUCGUUUACCUCGGCACAGCCACGACAGUGGUGCCGCAACCGGGAAGCCUGGCCAGCCGUCUACCGUCGCCUCUGCAGAAACCUGUCGCAGCAAUGCAGUCGGCUUGGGCCAGGUUUGCUGGCCUGUCCGAUUCGAACGACCAGCCGCAGCAUGCUGCAAGCGUGGAAGACAAGCUUGAUCGGCUACUGGCGGAAGACGUCCGUAGCGAGCUUGUUCGCGUGGAUGAUGCCGCAGCUGCCGCCGCGGAGGCUGCAGCCGCGGAGGCUGCGGCUGUGCAGGCCGCUGCAGAGGAGUCAGAGCGUCUGGCAGAGCUGGAUCGGCAGGUGAAGGCGGCAGCUGAGGCUGCGGCUGCGCAGGCCGCUGCAGAGAAGUCAGAGCGUCUAGCAGAGCUGGAUCGGCAGGCGAAGGCGGCAGCUGAGGGUGCGGCCGCGAAGGCCGCUGCAGAGGAGUCAGAGCGUCUGGCAGAGCUGGAUCGGCAGGCGAAGGCGGCAGCUGAGGCUGCGGCUGCGCAGGCCGCUGCAGAGGAGUCAGAGCGUCUGGCAGAGCUGAAAGUGCAGGCGAAGGCGGCAGCUGAGGCUGCGGCUGCGCGGGCAGCUGCAGAAGAGUCAGAGCGUCUGGCAGAGCUGGAGGUGCAGGCGAAGGCGGCAGCUGAGGCUGCGGCUGCGAAGGCCGCUGCAGAAGAGUCAGAGCGUCUGGCAGAGCUGGAGCGGCAGGCGAAGGCGACUGCUGAGGCCGCGGCAGCGACGGCCACUGCAGAAGAGUCAGAGCGUCUGGCAGAGCUGGAUCGGCAGGCGAAGGCGGCAGCUGAGGGUGCGGCAGCGAAGGCCGCCGCGGAGCAGGUUGCCCUGAAGGAGGCGCAGGCCGCCAAGGCUGCUCAGGCCAAGGCGGAGGCUACCGCCGCCGCUCGUGCCGAGGCCAAGCGCGUGGCUGAGGAGAAGCGUGCUGCGGAGCAGGCUGCCCUGAAGGAGGCGCAGGCCGCCAAGGCUGCUCAGGCCAAAGCGGAGGCGGAGGCUACCGCUGCCGCCCGUGCUGAGGCCAAGCGCGAGGCUGAGGCGAAGCGCGCCGCGGAGCAGGCUGCCCUGAAGGAGGCGCAGGCCGCCAAGGCUGCUCAGGCCAAGGCGGAGGCGGAGGCUACCGCUGCCGCUCGUGCCGAGGCCAAGCGCGUGGCAGAGGAGAAGCGCGCCGCGGAGCAGGCUGCCUUGAAGGAGGCGCAGGCCGCCAAGGCUGCUCAGGCCAAGGCGGAGGCGGAGGCUACCGCCGCCGCCCGUGCCAAGGCGAAGCGCGUGGCUGAGGCGAAGCGCGCCGCGGAGCAGGCUGCCCUGAAGGAGGCGCAGGCCGCCAAGGCUGCUCAGGCCAAGGCGGAGGCGGAGGCUACCGCCGUUGCCCGUGCUGAGGCCAAGCGCGUGGCAGAGGAGAAGCGCGCCGCGGAGCAGGCUGCCCUGAAGGAGGCGCAGGCCGCCAAGGCUGCUCAGGCCAAGGCGGAGGCGGAGGCUACCGCCGCCGCCCGUGCCGAGGCCAAGCGUGUGGCUGAGGCGAAGCGCGCCGCGGAGCAGGCUGCCCUGAAGGAGGCGCAGGCCGCCAAGGCUGCUCAGGCCAAGGCGGAGGCGGAGGCUACCGCUGCCGCCCGUGCUGAGGCCAAGCGCGUGGCUGAGGCGAAGCGCGCCGCGGAGCAGGCUGCCCUGAAGGAGGCGCAGGCCGCCAAGGCUGCUCAGGCCAAGGCGGAGGCGGAGGCUACCGCUGCCGCCCGUGCUGAGGCCAAGCGCGUGGCUGAGGCGAAGCGCGCCGCGGAGCAGGCUGCCCUGAAGGAGGCGCAGGCCGCCAAGGCUGCUCAGGCCAAGGCGGAGGCGGAGGCUACCGCCGUUGCCCGUGCUGAGGCCAAGCGCGUGGCUGAGGCGAAGCGCGCCGCGGAGCAGGCUGCCCUGACGGAGGCGCAGGCCGCCAAGGCUGCUCAGGCCAAGGCGGAGGCGGAGGCUACCGCUGCCGCCCGUGCUGAGGCCAAGCGUGAGGCUGAGGUGAAGCGCGCCGCGGAGCAGGCUGCCCUGAAGGAGGCGCAGGCCGCCAAGGCUGCUCAGGCCAAGGCGGAGGCGGAGGCUACCGCCGCCGCCCGUGCUGAGGCCAAGCGCGUGGCUGAGGAGAAGCGCGCCGUGGAGCAGGCUGCCCUGAAGGAGGCGCAGGCCGCCAAGGCUGCUCAGGCCAAGGCGGAGGCGGAGGCUACCGCCGCCGCCCGUGCUGAGGCCAAGCGCGUGGCUGAGGCGAAGCGCGCCGUGGAGCAGGCUGCCCUGAAGGAGGCGCAGGCCGCCAAGGCUGCUCAGGCCAAGGCGGAGGCGGAGGCUGCAGCCGUUGCCCGUGCCGAGGCCAAGCGCGUGGCAGAGGCGAAGCGCGCCGCGGAGCAGGCUGCCCUGAAGGAGGCGCAGGCCGCCAAGGCUGCUCAGGCCAAGGCGGAGGCGGAGGCUACCGCUGCCGCCCGUGCUGAGGCCAAGCGCGUGGCUGAGGCGAAGCGCGCCGCGGAGCAGGCUGCCCUGAAGGAGGCGCAGGCCGCCAAGGCUGCUCAGGCCAAGGCGGAGGCGGAGGCUACCGCUGCCGCCCGUGCUGAGGCCAAGCGCGUGGCUGAGGCGAAGCGCGCCGCGGAGCAGGCUGCCCUGAAGGAGGCGCAGGCCGCCAAGGCUGCUCAGGCCAAGGCGGAGGCGGAGGCUACCGCUGCCGCCCGUGCUGAGGCCAAGCGCGUGGCUGAGGCGAAGCGCGCCGCGGAGCAGGCUGCCCUGACGGAGGCGCAGGCCGCCAAGGCUGCUCAGGCCAAGGCGGAGGCGGAGGCUACCGCUGCCGCCCGUGCUGAGGCCAAGCGCGAGGCUGAGGUGAAGCGCGCCGCGGAGCAGGCUGCCCUGAAGGAGGCGCAGGCCGCCAAGGCUGCUCAGGCCAAGACGGAGGCGGAGGCUACCGCUGCCGCCCGUGCUGAGGCCAAGCGCGUGGCUGAGGCGAAGCGCGCCGCGGAGCAGGCUGCCCUGAAGGAGGCGCAGGCCGCCCAGGCUGCUCAGGCCAAGGCGGAGGCGGAGGCUACCGCCGCCGCCCGUGCUGAGGCCAAGCGCGUGGCUGAGGCGAAGCGCGCCGCGGAGCAGGCUGCCCUGAAGGAGGCGCAGGCCGCCAAGGCUGCUCAGGCCAAGGCGGAGGCGGAGGCUACCGCCGCCGCCCGUGCUGAGGCCAAGCGCGUGGCUGAGGAGAAGCGCGCCGUGGAGCAGGCUGCCCUGAAGGAGGCGCAGGCCGCCCAGGCUGCUCAGGCCAAGGCGGAGGCGGAGGCUACCGCCGCCGCCCGUGCUGAGGCCAAGCGCGUGGCUGAGGCGAAGCGCGCCGUGGAGCAGGCUGCCCUGAAGGAGGCGCAGGCCGCCAAGGCUGCUCAGGCCAAGGCGGAGGCGGAGGCUACCGCUGCCGCCCGUGCUGAGGCCAAGCGCGUGGCUGAGGCGAAGCGCGCCGCGGAGCAGGCUGCCCUGAAGGAGGCGCAGGCCGCCCAGGCUGCUCAGGCCAAGGCUGAGGCGGAGGCUGCAGCUGUUGCCCGUGCUGAGGCCAAGCGCGUGGCUGAGGCGAAGCGCGCCGCGGAGCAGGCUGCCCUGAAGGAGGCGCAGGCCGCCAAGGCUGCUCAGGCCAAGGCGGAGGCGGAGGCUACCGCUGCCGCCCGUGCUGAGGCCAAGCGCGUGGCUGAGGCGAAGCGCGCCGCGGAGCAGGCUGCCCUGAAGGAGGCGCAGGCCGCCAAGGCUGCUCAGGCCAAGGCGGAGGCGGAGGCUACCGCUGCCGCCCGUGCUGAGGCCAAGCGCGAGGCUGAGGCGAAGCGCGCCGCGGAGCAGGCUGCCCUGAAGGAGGCGCAGGCCGCCAAGGCUGCUCAGGCCAAGACGGAGGCGGAGGCUACCGCCGCCGCCCGUGCUGAGGCCAAGCGCGUGGCUGAGGCGAAGCGCGCCGCGGAGCAGGCUGCCCUGAAGGAGGCGCAGGCCGCCCAGGCUGCUCAGGCCAAGGCGGAGGCGGAGGCUACCGCCGUUGCCCGUGCUGAGGCCAAGCGCGUGGCUGAGGAGAAGCGCGCCGUGGAGCAGGCUGCCCUGAAGGAGGCGCAGGCCGCCAAGGCUGCUCAGGCCAAGGCGGAGGCGGAGGCUACCGCCGCCGCCCGUGCUGAGGCCAAGCGCGUGGCUGAGGCGAAGCGCGCCGUGGAGCAGGCUGCUCUGAAGGAGGCGCAGGCCGCCAAGGCUGCUCAGGCCAAGGCUGAGGCGGAGGCUGCAGCCGUUGCCCGUGCCGAGGCCAAGCGCGUGGCAGAGGAGAAGCGCGCCGCGGAGCAGGCUGCCCUGAAGGAGGCGCAGGCCGCCAAGGCUGCUCAGGCCAAGGCGGAGGCGGAGGCUACCGCCACCGCCCGUGCUGAGGCCAAGCGCGUGGCUGAGGCGAAGCGCGCCGCGGAGCAGGCUGCCCUGAAGGAGGCGCAGGCCGCCAAGGCUGCUCAGGCCAAGGCUGAGGCGGAGGCUACCGCUGCCGCCCGUGCUGAGGCCAAGCGCGUGGCAGAGGAGAAGCGCGCCGCGGAGCAGGCUGCCCUGAAGGAGGCGCAGGCCGCCAAGGCUGCUCAGGCCAAGGCGGAGGCGGAGGCUGCCGCCACCGCCCGUGCCGAGGCCAAGCGCGUGGCUGAGGCGAAGCGCGCCGCGGAGCAGGCUGCCCUGAAGGAGGCGCAGGCCGCCAAGGCUGCUCAGGCCAAGGCGGAGGCGGAGGCUACCGCCACCGCCCGUGCUGAGGCCAAGCGCGUGGCUGAGGCGAAGCGCGCCGUGGAGCAGGCUGCCCUGAAGGAGGCGCAGGCCGCCAAGGCUGCUCAGGCCAAGGCGGAGGCGGAGGCUGCAGCCGUUGCCCGUGCUGAGGCCAAGCGCGUGGCAGAGGAGAAGCGCGCUGCACAACGGAAGGCAGCGAUUGCUGCUCGGAACGCGGCCGCUCAGAAACUGAGCCGGACAGUAAAGUUUGCAGGAGCCGUUGUUUGCACGGCUUUAGCGAUUGCUGUCGUCGGCCUUCUGUAUAGCGGUCACAUGCCCAUCCGGCCCAAGGAGUGGAAGGAUGUCUGGGAUGCAGCGUCGGGCUGGGCCGCUGGAUCCUGGCUCGUGCGUGCUCGAGGUGGUGCGCCUGCGGCCGCUGCUGCCAUUGGUCAGGCUGCCACCGGCGGCAGCGGAACCACGCCAGCUGGCUUGGCCACGCCCUUUGCGCACGGCUAUGGCGCCAUGUGGACGACGGGCGGCAACGGCGCCGCGGGCAUGUUCAGCUGGCUUCUGGGCCAGGAGCCCGAGGGCGUGGACGCCUUUGGCUACGCCGCCGCGCAUAACGCCGUGGCUGGAGCACCGCUGCUACACCCCGGCGCCGGCGACCCGGCGCUCGGCAACGACCCCUACGGCCCAGCCCUGGGCGGCGCCGCGGGCGCGGGCGUGCUGCUGAGCGGGCAGUACGACCUGGACAAUCUGGAUGUGGGUGGCGGCGAUGACGGCGGCUACGCGGCGGCGCAGCAGCAGCACGAGGACGACGACUACGCCGAGUACGACAACGCCGAGUACGACAACCGACACGGCGGGCGGUCGCACGUGUACGGCGGGCAGGACUACUACUGGCUGCGGCCCAACCGGAUGGUUCCGCGGGCCAUGCAUCCUGGCGCCGGCGCCACGCCGGGGCCCGGGCCCUCUGGCGGCGCGCACGCCGCAGCCCCUGGCAUGAACUUCCACUGGCUCCGCAACCGCACGGUGUGGGGUUACGAGACGGAGGCGCAGGCGCUGUCGCCCGAGGUCCGUCGCCUGGUGGCCUCCAAUCGGGCCACACAACACAACCACGGCACCGGCAGCGGCCCCGGGGGCAGUGCUGCGCAGACACCCACUCGCCGCCAGUGAGGUGUUUGUGUGAGGUGAUGGUGGAGGCGCUGGAUGAUGGAUGUACGAAAUGCUUGAUGCGUGGCCAUGUAAAUAACCGCAUGCAUGGGUGGAGGCGGGGGCGCAAGAAUAUGCCUAGUACCGGGUGAUGAGAGAGUGGGUAGCCUGGAUGUAUACCAUGAGCUGCGAUGGCGCGCAAAUGGGGGUCGUCAUGCUAUGCCAUUGAAUUAACAGGCGUUGAAGAAAUGCCAGCGUGCUUGUGGGUGGGCUGUGUGCGUGUGAUCACGUUCGUGUUUUGCAAUGUCUACCUUCUAGGCGGGUUUACGUCUCCGCGUUGUGGUAUUGCGUGUAGUGCGUGGGCAUGGCUGCUCGGUGAAUGGGGGCACUUUCCGUGUCACUCAAUUUCCGUGAGCAAGUGACCAAGUCUGCUGUCGCUGUAGGCAAGCCAGCUCUCGGCAGCGACACGAUGCGAUGUUGGCAGCAGUUAGCAGCGUGCGCUUGAAUCUGUAUAUGCCAUGCGUAUGCCCUCGGACCUGACCCGGAUGUGAUUGACAGCGUGAGCAUUACGGUACAAACUUUUCCUGUCUUCCGGAGUGCUGGCAGUUGCUGACAAUGAAGGCUGACUGCGGCGCUUGGUGGACGACUUACGGCUACCGUGCCCUGUGUUGUGCAUGUCGGGCUAAAUGUUGAAUCUUACAUACGGUGAUAUAAGCUCAUGCCGCAGCGUGAUGUGACCGAUGACCAAUUUGCAGAGCGAGGACUUGACCCGCUCAUCCACAUGUGCAGUACUGAAUGUGCAGAUACCUGUAACGACCCUAACGCGAAUGCGUGCAGACGU